AUGUGGGCUUUCUACCAGAACCGUGAUGAUCCUGCACAGAUGGAGUCUCUGUGGGUUCUCGAGAUGAUUCUUAUGAUUGCUAUUGGAACACUGUUCGACGCCAACCCCGAGGGGAAUGACGACUUUUCUGGGGUUAGACUCUUUGAGUAUGCCCAUAGAAAUGUUCCGACGUUGUCAGACUUGCGAUUCAAUGGAAAGCUUGGUAUUGAGAUUUUUGCUCUCUUUGCCAUCUAUCUCGGCAACAUGAAUCGUAAGGAAGAGGCAUAUCUCUAUAUUAGCACCGCCAUGCGCUUGGCAAUCUCGCAGAAGUAUCACAGAGUAUGUGGAACUCGACACUUGAUGCAGUCUGAGAGAGUUCAUAUGAAUCGUCUGUGGUGGACUAUUUACAUGCAAGAGCGGCAAGUGAUUAAAACACGUACUUCCGGAAUGAUGCGUCUGGCUGCAGCGACAGGCAACCCUCCAAGCAUCGGUGAUGAGGCAAUCAACAUCCCUCUUCCUACCGACUCUCCUGGCUUCCCACCUGUUGGACCGAUGUGCACAAACAUCAGGAUCGCCCGAGCCACAGGUCGUAUCUUGGCUGUGCUCUAUAACCCUGAAGACGAGUCCGAAUCUACCUUUAUUCCUCACGUCCAAGAUAUCGUGAAAUCCUUAUACCAGAUCUCCCAAGAAAUACCUUCAGAUGCAGUUACAGAUGUGUACAACUUGGGCCGGGACCAGUCUUUAAGAACGACUGCUUCGUUGCAUCUGAUGCUCUUCCAGGCAACCAUUCUUACGAUUCGACCGCUCAUGUUACAUGCCGCGAAACUCAUUCUUAGCGGAAAUGGCCUUACAGGAGAACAGCUACAUGCUUCACCUCUCGGGAGACUAUCAAGGACUUGUGCUGAGGCUGCAAGGCGGCAACUCAAGGUUGUUGCCACGCUCAGAAAACGCAACAUGAUAGCAAUCUUUGGCUUUUACGACUUCGAAGCCUCCUUCUCAGCUGCGUUCAUCAUGAUUCUCGCUGCGAUCCUGGAUUCAGUCUGUGAAGAAAGCAUGAAAAUCAACCCCAAGCCCGGUUUGACGCAGGCAUUGGAAGAAAUACAGCAUCUUGCUGACCAUGGAAACACGUAUGCUCGCGAGAGAUUGCAAGAGGUCAAGAGACUAUGGAAGGUAAUGGCACAAAAGAUUGAGUCACUACAAGUGGUCAACGUAUCUCCCCAAGGACCACCUGGCGAAGGCCAAAACGCCAAUGGUGUCACACAAACCAACGGCGCAACACCCUCUGGUUUCGGUGAUCUUCACCGAGGCGAGCUCAUCACAGGAGACCAAAGCCAAACAUCGCCAGAAGAUUUCAUGCCUCUCGACACAGACUUAUGGGACAAUUUCUCUAACCUCUGGGUUCCUAUGCCUGAAGUCGUAGAGGGAGGCUCGCAGCAGGAGAUGAUGAUGGGGGAUAUCCCGCAUGAUGACUUUUAUAAGCAUUGCUAUUCUAUGUAUAAUAACCCGGACUGGGAUCUUACGGGUGAGGAUGUUGGGGACUUUGCUGAGCUUGGAAGACAUAUUCAAGAUUCAUGA
Molecule: messenger RNA, 1554 nt
Organism: Fusarium musae
Lineage: Eukaryota; Fungi; Ascomycota; Sordariomycetes; Hypocreales; Nectriaceae
Exons: 6
Coding region: 1-1554 (517 amino acids)
Biological process (GO): DNA-templated transcription
Molecular function (GO): DNA binding; zinc ion binding
Source: RefSeq, a predicted model, not a curated record